UCUUCCAACCUCCACACAAAGGUCCUACCAAGGCAGCUAUGGAAACCUUUUCUUGGGUGGAUCACUUCAAGAUAAUUGCCUUUGAUGAAUUAAGGACAGAUUUCAAGAGCCCCAUAGACCAGUGUAAUCCUGUUCAUGCGAGGGAACGGCUGAGAAACAUCGAACGCAUCUGCUUCCUUUUGAGAAAACUGGUGCUGCCAGAGUACUCAAUUCACAGCCUUUUCUGUAUCAUGUUCCUGUGUGCCCAGGAGUGGCUGACGCUAGGGCUGAAUGUUCCCCUGCUCUUCUAUCACUUCUGGAGGUAUUUCCAUUGCCCUGCAGAUAGUUCUGAACUAGCCUAUGAUCCUCCUGUGGUCAUGAAUGCAGACACCUUAAGUUACUGUCAAAAGGAGGCCUGGUGUAAGCUGGCAUUCUAUCUCCUCUCCUUCUUCUACUACCUUUACUGCAUGAUCUACACUUUAGUGAGUUCUUAACUGAAAGACAACCUACGUCAUCAAAGACUGGCACCAGGAAACGGACGGAGGCUUGAGGAGAGAAGUCAAUUGACACUGGAGAUUGGAUGGGAAGGACCUGGAGGAGGCGGUGGAUUUGGAAGCUGAGGCCAUUGAUAGAGCGUGUGGAGAAAAAAGAGAGAGACAGAGACCCAGUGGGCAGAAUGACUGGCUUCCGAACUGAAAGAAUGCAGCCCGUGGGCUGAAUAAACUG
Messenger RNA from Trichosurus vulpecula (common brushtail), 705 nucleotides. It is a transcript of the gene CNIH3, whose product is annotated as cornichon family AMPA receptor auxiliary protein 3. The transcript is spliced from 6 exons. Gene Ontology annotation, cellular component: synapse; dendrite. Lineage: Eukaryota; Metazoa; Chordata; Mammalia; Diprotodontia; Phalangeridae. The coding region runs from base 39 to 473 and encodes 144 amino acids. Gene Ontology annotation, biological process: vesicle-mediated transport; regulation of AMPA receptor activity. The record is from RefSeq and is a predicted model, not a curated record.